AUAUCACAGCUAAUAGGGACAACGGGAGUUGAAAAAUCAUCGAGCCGCGCCCGGCGUCUCAGUCACAUUGUGAGUCCUGGCCGGUUCGGACGCGCAGCAGAGUAAGACCGCACAAUGAGGGCGUUCCUCGCGUUAGCCGUGUUGGCCUCGGUUGGCCUCGUGAUGGGAGAUACUGGUGGUGGCGGCCACAGCUCCGGCGGCCACAGCUCUGGUGGCCACAGCUCUGGCGGCCACAGCUCCGGUGGCCACAGCUCUGGCGGCCACAGCUCUGGCGGGCACAGCUCCGGUGGCCACAGCUCUGGCGGGCACAGCUCUUCAGGAAGCUCCUAUGCGGCUCCUGCCGCCUCCUCCAGCUACGCGGCUCCCGCCGCCUCCACAAGCUACGCGGCUCCUUCCAAGGGUGCCGGAGGAGCCGGCAGCACCGGCUACUACUACUACUACUACCCCGUGCAGGAGCACCGGCCCCAGUCGAGCGGCGGCGGUGGCGGCCUGGACCUCAUCGGGCCGCUGCUGCUGGUCGGUCUGGUGGGCAUCGGCCUCCUGGGGCUGCUCGCCGCGGCCGCCUACGCCGCCAACAACAACAACAACAACGGCAAUGGCAGGGAUCUGCUGCCCACCAUCCCGGACGAGCUCUACGACUUCAUCCACAGCCAGGAGUUCAACAGGAUCGCCACCUUCGCUAUCAAGUCCAUCGCGAAAAGGUGGUAGCGAGCUAAGCAGGGAACCAUGCAUCCGGCAUUCUAUUUAAGCAUGACUGGCGGAAAGAGGAGUUCGGGACCAAGCCCGGUGAAGCAGGGACGGCUUACCAAGAGCAGCCACCUCUGUGCCGACGCCAGACAUCCGCGGCGAUGCGAGGUCGGGGUCGUGGAUUGAGCGGCCUGCGCUGAACAGAGCACGAGGUGGUGACGAGGCCCGUCCGGGCUGCGGUUCGGGCGGCAGCGAGUGCAAGUUUUGUGUGCUGUAGGCCUGCCCCGCGCCGAGGCUGGGUGCAGGCGAUGUUGUUGUCCGAGAUGCUGUUGUCCGGCGUUCAUGUUCGUCCGUCCGCGCCGCGGGCGCCGUCCACUGGCGGCCGGCUUACUUGUACGUCCGUUGUAUGCGUUAGGUCACGUUCAUUCGUCCGUAAGUCCGUCCGUUAGUAAAAGGUCUACGACGUUCGUGUGGACGUUCGUGUGACCUGUUUGUAUGUUUUGUUUGCUUGUCUCUGUGUUUUGUCUAUUCGAUCAGUGUCCUGUUUAUUCAGUUGGUGUUUUUAAUUCGUCGUUUGUCCGCGUGCCGGUUUGUUUGUCUAGUGUUUUUCGUUCGUCUCUCCGUUUGCCCGUGACUUUUGUUUGUUGGUCGUUUUCGUCGCACUGUCCUUCCGUUCAUCCGUGACAUACAUGUUUGCGUCUUCAUUCGUCGCCGCCCGUUUUGUUUCGUGUUUGUCGUUGUCCCCAUGUGCCGCGUGAGUUUGUAAUCAUCCGCAUCCACGCCUCUGAAAGUGUUGAUAUGUUAUUUAUUGCUCUUGAAUUUAUUUUUCCCGCGACAGCGGUUUCUCAACGCACUCAGUUUGCUCACCAAGCCAUCACACUCACCGAUGCUCUCCAUGAUAACACCAGCGCUUCAUCCCAUGGCCAUGGCAGUCGUGAACAGUAAACUCCACAUGCACCACAAGCCAUGCCUGCUUACUUCCCUUUGACCCCGGUGUUUGGGAGUGAUGAUUUCCAUAGACAGGUAGUUCCAAUGCCCGUAGAACACUAUUACACUGUCAGCACAUCACCCUACCAACUGCCUUCAUCUGCUGAUGUUAUGAUAUUUCUGUAUGGCCCUAAGACAUAUAUGUUGAGGGCUCAUGGCUCAAUGGAUGUGAUACGUUUGUACUUCUCCGAGCCACUGACAUGGUGUUACGAUGGUGUCAACUGCUGUCGACGAGCGCUUCAGCAGCUGCCUCGCCAGGGUCGUGAUGUACAAAAGAGCCGUUCCGACCUAGUGGACCUGGGAAUAAUCGUCUGAAUAUUUGUGCGUGCAAGGCUGUCUCGAGGCUGUCUCGGGGCUGCCUCGGGGCUGCCUCGGGGCGAGGCUGUCUCGCGUUCGCUCGGCCAGCUAAUAAAUCAUAUUUGAAAGGAA
Pollicipes pollicipes is the source of this 2103-nucleotide messenger RNA. RefSeq names its product keratin, type I cytoskeletal 10. The transcript is spliced from 4 exons. The coding region runs from base 115 to 708 and encodes 197 amino acids. The record is from RefSeq and is a predicted model, not a curated record. Lineage: Eukaryota; Metazoa; Arthropoda; Thecostraca; Pollicipedomorpha; Pollicipedidae.